Messenger RNA from Zymoseptoria tritici IPO323, 1800 nucleotides. RefSeq lists its product as uncharacterized. The record is from RefSeq and is a predicted model, not a curated record. The transcript has a single exon. Bases 1 to 1800 code for a protein of 599 amino acids. NCBI's taxonomy places the organism in Eukaryota, Fungi, Ascomycota, Dothideomycetes, Mycosphaerellales, Mycosphaerellaceae.
AUGGCAAACCCAAGCGCACCGGGCGCGGCUCAGCCUGAAGCCAGCGCAGUGUCUCCCUGUUACUUCUUCGACAAGCUUUCGCCCGAGACUCGCUGUCUGAUCUAUGAGUACGUCUUCGGUCCCGAGAAGUACGUUCAGCGCCUUUUCCAGGACGAUGAAAUGGAGAUGCUCAACCAUUCGGGCGAUCUCCUGUUCGCAGACUAUCACGACGACGAAAACAACGACGACAAGAACAGCGACAGCGAAGAUGAAGAAGAAGAAGAGCCAUACAAACAAUACAAUGUUCUGCACACUGAUAUUCUCGAGGUCAACAAGACCGCCUUCGCCGAAGGACUCGACACCUUCUACAAAGUCAAAAUCGUCCGCGCUUCAUUCGCCGAGUUCAACCGCUUGAUGCGUCUCAAGAAACAUAGCGACCUCGUGCGCAACGUCGAGAUUGUGGAACGUGGUUACGGUGGCAUGCACGGCUCGCCUAUGGCUUUGGAGACAGUGCAAGACGCACAGUUCCUUCCUCGGCUGAUGAGCUGCACUAUUCUGCUGGAUCGUCUGAGCCCAUUUGGAAACGAUCCUGUCACGGCCCGCAGAUAUGCUCGUUUAUGUCGACUUGGAGAAGUGGUCUGUACUGGUAUCGGAACGUACACAUUCACCGGCAGAUAUAGCAAGGUCCAGGCAGUCUACAGCCACAUCGCAAAGCUUUGGCCGAAUGUUGCUCGCACGCCGACAGGAUUCGAUGCGCUGGAAAAUGUCCGCACGAUUCUCAAAGCGUGGAAUAUUCUCCCUCGCAGUCCGUAUGUAUGGGGUCACGAAGCUCAGCUCGUGCCGUGGGCGAGCCACACCUCCCUCCGCUUGUUCAUCGGCCUGGUGCAGCGCUGCUUGGACCUGACGACUCCGACAUCCAACGGAUCACAUCCUCGAUGUAGCAGGAAAGAAGAUAAGCAGCUCACAUCCUUCACCGCAAGUCUCGAACCCAAUCUGCGCGACAAAGUUCUCAAUGGACUCGUAAAGCCGUUGAGUAGAUUGGGGCCCGGCGACAACCCGCAGCUAAUGGAAGAUUUCACCGAAUGGCUUGCUGUCAACAUGCGCAACUAUUGGGUGUGGCAUGAUCCGGACGAAGCUGAUCGCGAAAAGCCCCAGUGGGUCGAGCUUGGAGAAUCAUCCAAGGGGGCAGAAAUUUCGAAAUCGCAGCGAGCCUUCGAAGCGCUCCACAUCUACGACCCAGUUUUCGAAGACAAUACCAAGAUCUGCCUCUCGAUGGCGAGGGAGCAAAUGCAGUCCUAUCCCAAAAUCCGAGGUCUGGUCGGCCAAGACUUCAUCUGGGAGGCAAGCAAGGCACCUCUGCAGCAGGUCUACUUCCUUUGCAUGGCUGUCGAAUGGCUGAAAUUUCCUCACGGCACUCGUUCGCUUGAUGGUAUCGAGCUCCAUGACUGGAGUUUAGGACUUCUUCGCAAAUAUCUGGAGUCCGCUGGAGUCUCACAGAACUCAGAUCUCCACAAGUCCAACCUGAGCUUCUUGCGCGCACACUUCGACUACGCAAUGGCUAUCUCUUCGCAACGCAAGCAAUAUCUGCAGAAGCUUCGAGAGCAUGGCAGUUCCGGGCAAGCCGUUCAGCAACCCUUGGUGGAGGAUACGAGUGUGCAGUACAAUGCUACGCAAGGUGCGACUGGUCAAAAUGAGCAUGAAGCAGGCGACGACCCAAUGAACGUCGAUGAAGCCGAGGAGGACAAGUUUGAAGGACUCAUCUACGAGCCGUUCGCUCGAGAGUUGGGUCAGCUGAUUCGUGAGGCACAAGCACUGGGCUAG